UUUAGAAAUAGUCUGAUAAUGGAAUCUAAGGAAGGAAUCUGGCUAAGAACCAAGGAUGAUGGGGUUCUCCUCUUUAAGAAUAUUAAUCUAUCCCAACAAGAAAGCGAUAAGCAAGAGAAGAAGGAUCCAGACGCAGUAGAGCAUUCCAAAGAUACUGUCAUCCAUACCUUUGAAGAAGAUGUCCAACCUUUUACUCAUGGCUCAAAGUAUUUCCAUACUGAAAUGCAAGUCUUCUGUACUGUUACAGAUAGAACAGAGGCAGAAGAUGGUAAACUAACUAGCAUAAAAAUAAACUUGCCAGCCUUGCAAAUGGAAGGUGUCCAAGUAGACAUUGAUGAAAAUAGCAAGAAAAUUCUCCAAAGCUCAAUGGAUAUCUAUCUUAGAGGAGUCCAGAAAUCUGGCAGCAAGUUUACUGUCCAAGGAUCUUAUAACCUGAAUAGAAGCUUAAAAGAGAAUAUGGCCUCAGUGUUCCAAUCUCUUGGACAAAAUAUGGGCAAUUUCAAGCUGUUUCAUAAUCAAAAGAUCAUCAGCUUAAGCGAGGAUUUUGCUGAUAUCUACGAACACGGAAAAGAUACUUAUAUCUAUGCUUUCGAAAGCCUCGGCAAACCAAGGAUGUUCAAAAGAUUCCCAAAAUGAUAUGAAGGUGGAACCUGGUCUUGUGGAGGAAGUGCAGAUGCGAUUGCAUUUACCCCAAACAAAGAUAUCACAGUUGCUGGCUUUCAAUUCUUUGUCCCUAAAGAAGAUUCUCAAUGCGAAAUGAAGUACAAGAUAACCAUUGAUGAUGUGGUUGUUGAAGAGACAGAAGCUCAAGUCUAUACUGAUUGGGAAGACACCUACUAUAAAAGCGUCUAUCUGGAGAAAAAUCAUCCUGCAAAAGCAAACUCAAAGAUAAAUAUCUUAAUAAAGAUAGCCAAGAGCUUAGAAAAUAGUCAAUACACAAACACUUAUUACGGAACCGAUGGACAUGAUGUUGGAAACAUUGAAAAUGAAGAUGUAGGAUUAUUUUCUAUCUCAUAUGGCACUGAUUGCUGCAAUGGAACCUCUGAAUCUAGUGGGCAAAUACCUGCUAUUUUCUAUUAUCUUGGAUAGCCUUAAAUGAUCUCAAUUCUGACAUGAA
Moneuplotes crassus is the source of this 1117-nucleotide messenger RNA. Lineage: Eukaryota; Ciliophora; Spirotrichea; Euplotida; Euplotidae. The record is from the annotation of a GenBank genome assembly.